AUGGAAAAUACACCGGAAACUACAUUUGACUUAUUGGCAGAUAUUAAAAGAAGAUCAGAAUAUGAUAGUAUGGUGGAAGAGGCUAGGAUUAUUGAGAAUGUUGAUGAUUCAACAAAAGUUCAAUAUGUUCGUAUGAGUGCAGUAUUCCCAGCAGCGCCAAGAGAUUUAUUAACAGUUGGAUUAUUGACACAACUUGAGGAUGGUAGAAUGGUGAUGGUUAAUCAGAGUAUAGAACAUUAUUUAUGUCCAGAAUAUCAUGGGACAGUUAGACUUAAAGUCGAUUUAGCAGGAUUUAUAGUUGAACGUAUCAAAAAUCAGCCUAAUAAGUGUCGAUUAAUACAAAUAUCUGAUAUUGAUUUAAAAACAGGCUGGAUCCUAAAAUCUCUAACGUCAAUAGAUUUACCAUCAUAUAUUAAAAAAUUAAAUUCAAUACUUUUAAAAUUACCAAGACAAAGUGUUUCAAAAAUGCUUUGUCAUACUCCUAUACCAAUACUUUCAUUACAAUCAUCAUAUCACAAUGGAAUAGGAGGAACUCAUAGAGCAAGAGAAGCAGACAAUAACAAUAAAGAUUCAUCGUCAUCUUUAUCUGUUGUUAACACGGGCAAAUUUGUUAUUGCAGCAGCAGCAUACGCUUUAGUACUUUUAGCAGGAAUUAAAAAAUGGCGUAAUAAAAAUUCAAUUACAUGA
Molecule: messenger RNA, 687 nt
Organism: Entrophospora candida
Lineage: Eukaryota; Fungi; Glomeromycota; Glomeromycetes; Entrophosporales; Entrophosporaceae
Source: the annotation of a GenBank genome assembly